AGUUCCUGCUCAAAAUAAACUGCCACUUGUUGGCUGUUUUCAUCCAUUGGCGCGUUUCUCUGGUGUUGUUUGGCUGUGAGAAAGGAUGACUUCUACGCCUUGUUGUUGGUGAUUGCAGCAGAGACAGAGUGAGAAAAGGGUUUUGCACAACUUGUGGAGGACCACCUGGACUUUAUGUGACAUGGUGACAUUCCAGUGAACAGAUUGAAUGCCAACAUGAAGCAGCAGUUGGUCAUUUUAGUGUCUCUGACAUUGUCCUGGAGUUUGCAUGCAACAUUAUCACAAACACAUGAAGCUGUGUGUCCUGGUACCCAAAAUGGACUGAGCUCCACAGGCUCUCAGGAAAAUCAAUACAACAUGAUCAAGGACCGCUAUGAAGGUUGUGAGAUUAUUAUGGGAAACCUGGAAAUCACACAGAUUGAGAGCAACUGGGACUUCUCUUUCCUCAAGACAAUCCGUGAGGUGACUGGCUACGUGCUCAUCGCCAUGAAUCACGUCCAGGAAAUUCCCUUGGAGCAACUGCGGGUCAUCCGAGGAAGCAGCCUUUACGAAAGGCGCUUUGCUCUCUCCAUCUUCUUCAACUAUCCCAAGGAUGGUUCGAAUGGUUUACUGCAGCUGGGCUUCGCGAAUCUGACAGAGAUUAUGGAGGGAGGAGUACAGAUUAUUAAUAAUAAAUACCUGAAUUAUGGCCCUUGGAUCUACUGGCAAGAUAUAAUAAGGGACAGCAAUGCUCCCAUUGACAUCCGCUACAAUGGACAGCAAGGCUCGUGUCACAAAUCUUGUGGGGAUUACUGCUGGGGGCCUGAUGAGCUGCACUGUCAAAUCUUGACGAAGACGGUGUGCGCUCCACAGUGCAACGGUCGUUGUUUUGGGGCGAGCCCAAGGGACUGCUGCCAUAUAGAGUGUGCUGCAGGAUGCACCGGGCCUGUGGAUAAGGAUUGUUUUGCGUGUCGCCAUUUCAACGACUCUGGAGCCUGCGUCCCUCAGUGUCCACAAGCUCUCAUCUACAACAAGCAGUCUUUUCAGAUGGAGACUAACCCUAUUGCCAAAUAUCAAUACGGAUCCAUUUGUGUCUCUCAAUGCCCCACUCAUUUUGUAGUAGAUGGGAGUUCCUGUGUGAGCGUCUGUCCCCCAGACAAGAUGGAGGUGGAGCGAAAGGGACAGAGGCGCUGUGAGCCUUGCAGUGGUCUCUGCCCAAAAGUGUGUGAAGGCACAGGUGCAGAACACAGGCAGACUGUGGACUCCAGUAACAUUGACAGUUUCAUCAAUUGCACCAAAAUCCAAGGAAGUCUUCACUUCCUGGUCACAGGGAUUCUUGGCGACGACUUUAAGAAGAUCCCCCCUCUUGACGCCAAAAAGCUGGAAAUUUUCCGCACCGUGAGAGAAAUAACAGAUAUUCUAAACAUCCAGUCAUGGCCCAAAGAGCUCAGUGAUUUAUCAGUCUUUUCCAGUCUCACGACCAUUCAGGGAAGGUCACUUUAUAAGCGCUUUUCCCUGAUGGUGAUGCACAUACCCACCCUCACCUCGCUGGGUCUGCGCUCUCUCCAAGAGAUCAGCGAUGGCAGCGUGUACAUUGGUCAGAACGCCAAGCUGUGCUACCUCCACACUGUCAACUGGGCCAAGUUGUUCAGAGGGCGCAGAGUCCAAGUCAACAACAUCAACACCAACAGGCCGCUGGUGGAAUGUGUUGUAGAGGGACAUGUGUGUGACCCGUUGUGCUCAGACUCCGGUUGCUGGGGCCCGGGGCCUGACCAAUGUCUCUCCUGCAAGAACUUCAGCCGAAAUGGCACUUGUGUGGACAGCUGUCAUUUUCAUACUGGAGCCCCAAGGGAAUUUGCCGGGUCUGACGGCGAGUGUGUAGCCUGCCAUUCAGAGUGUGAAGCUCAGCAUGGAAAAGUCAGCUGCCGUGGACCGGGUGCAUAUGAGUGUGUGGCGUGUGCCAACCUGCGCGAUGGUCCAUACUGCAUGUCUUCUUGCCCAGCUGGGAUGGAUGAUGGACAGAGAGGACUCAUCUUCAAAUACCCCAACAAAGAAGGUCACUGUGAACCAUGCCACCAAAACUGCACCCAAGGAUGCUCAGGCCCAGAACUCAGUGGUUGUUUUGAGACGGUCAGACUGGCAGCCAGCAGUGGCCAGAUCACAGGCAUCGCAUUAGGUGUGCCAGCUGGCUUGAUAUUCUGCCUAGUGUUGUUUUUCCUGGGCGUGCUGUACCAUCGAGGCCUGGCCAUUCGCCGCAAGAGAGCCAUGAGGAGGUACCUCGAGAGCGGCGAGAGUUUUGAGCCACUGGGUCCCGGGGAGAAAGGAACCAAGGUUCAUGCUCACAUUCUGAAGCCAUCAGAGCUAAAAAAGCUCAAAGUCCUCGGGUCGGGGGUUUUUGGCACCGUGCACAGGGGUUUUUGGACUCCAGAAGGAGAAACGGUAAAGAUCCCUGUGGCUGUCAAGACCAUUCAGGACAGUUCGGGCCGUCAGACCUUCACGGAGAUAACCAAUCACAUGCUUUCGUUGGGCAGCCUGGACCACCCCUACAUAGUGAGGCUCCUAGGAAUUUGUCCAGGGUCCAGUCUGCAGCUGGUGACUCAGCUGAGUUCACUUGGCUCCUUAUUGGAGCACAUCAAGCAGCACAGGAACAGCCUGGGACCCCAACGUCUGCUCAACUGGUGUGUGCAGAUAGCCAAAGGGAUGUACUACUUGGAGGAACACUGUGUGGUGCACAGGAACCUGGCUGCACGCAACAUCCUGCUGAAAAACAACUACCAAGUUCAGAUAUCGGACUACGGCGUAGCUGAUCUCCUUUAUCCUGACGACAAGAAAUAUGUGUACACCGACAACAAGGUUGAGUUUCUUCGACAUUUUGUUAUCAUACUAUCAAUCGGAGCUAAUUCACCUGAACUAAUGCAGACUCCAAUCAAAUGGAUGGCUCUUGAAAGCAUCCUGUUUGGAAGAUACACCCAUCAAAGUGAUGUCUGGAGUUACGGGGUGACAGUUUGGGAGAUGAUGUCGUUCGGGGCAGAGCCUUACGGUUCCGUGCAGCCGCAGGAAGUGCCGGGCCUGCUGGAGAAAGGCGAGCGUCUGUCACAACCUUACAUCUGCACCAUAGACGUCUACAUGUUCAUGGUCAAAUGUUGGAUGAUUGAUGAAAACAUAAGGCCCACCUUCAAAGAGCUGGCAAGCGACUUCACUCGCAUGGCAAGAGAUCCACCCAGAUAUCUGGUCAUCAAGCUGGAGGGACAAGACGACGGCUCACAAGACGUCCAUCGCAGAGAUUCCGAGCGAGGACUGCUCCACCCAGAUUUGGUCAAUGAAGAUGAGGAAGGAUUGGAGGACGGUUUGGCAACACCUCCUCUGCAACACUCUCCAUCAUGGAGUCUACCUCGCUCAAGGAUGAAUUCCUACAGGAGUGGUGCAUCUCUAGCAGGCCCUGUUGGAUACCUUCCAAUGACUCCAAGUCCUGGAGAAAGCCUUCGCCAGUUGUGGUUCCAGAGGUCCCGUCGGAGUUCGGUGAGAACAUUACCGGAGAGGUCAGAGAUGCGGGGGAGUGGUAGGGAGCCAGAGCUGCGUGAGGAAGGCCUAAGGACUGCAGGUGCUCCCCACAGGGUUCGGCUUGGCUCUGAAAGAGGUCCUCCCCGUUUAUCCAUCAACCGACACAGGAAGCUCUCAACAGUAUCCAGUCCAUCCUCUUACAAGGUGUGGACGGCAGGAGAGGAGGAGGACGAGGAGGUGGACCACUAUGGUUACGUCCUUCCUGGGUCACCUGGCACUCCUCAAAGAGGGCUCUCAGUUUGCAAAGUCAACCAUUCUGUGCAGAAAACCUCAAGGUUAACAAAGAUGAAUCUGCCACUUUUGGUGAAAACUACACCCAUGGAGUAUGAGGUGAUGAGCCAUACUCACUCAACAAGGGAUGUCUCCUCACUGAAUGAUGGCUCAAUGGUGGCUCAUAGAACCUCACCGUUGCCCUCUCCAAUUGUCAAGACUCCUUUACCUGUAGAGGAUAUGCCCAAUGAAGACCUCAGCAGUCAGCGGGUAAAUGAGGACUGUGGUGGCAAAAUAGACUCCACCGAGAAACAUCACCUCGAGCAGCUCCCACAGGUAAAAGUUAGGUAUGAAUACAUGGACAUCAGGCGCUCUGACUCCAAAGAAGAAGAGGAGCUGGCACAGGAGAGACAUGAAACAUCUACAACUGAGCCAGAAGACACCGCUGAGGAAGAAGAGCACCAAUUAGGUGAUGAAGACACGAAUAAACAACAAACCCUUGAGGGGAGUAAAUGUUUGCACAUGCCAGAUGCGGUCAAAGAUGAGGGAAAGGAGGACUAUGAGGAGAUGGCCCCAUUUGAAGGGAUACCAAAUGGGUGGGAGCAGGCAGACUACCAAAAUCUCCCCGUAAAGGGGGAGGUGGGCAUGGGCAGCAGCAGGUGUGCAGGGAUCGGGGGAUACAUCAAGGUGUGUGCUGGCUUAGGCGAGCCUGGCAGCAGCUCAUCGUUUGACAACCCCGACUACUGGCACAGCAGAAUGUUCCUGAAGCCAGAUGCUGUACGUACCUAAUCAUGUGGACUGGGACAUGCACCCGCUGUAUCAGUACUUACGGCGCUCUCUGUGUUGGGGAUAUUGUUGAACAUUUUUUUAAAUCAUCAAGUAAAGGGAAAGUUUCAUUUAACAGUGUUAUGAUGCAUUCAAUGAGAUGAUGAGCUGGAGCACAGAAUAGGUAUGUGGUAUUUAUGUAAAUCAGCAUUUUGUACAUUUCCUUUUAGCAUGAAUAACUGAACUAUUUUGUGAGAAUGUCAUCUUUGCUUUACAAAUGUAUUUAUGUCAAAAAAAUGUUUACAUUAUCUUGACAUGUGCUUUUCAGUAAAACAAGUGACUAAAUCAAAA
This is a messenger RNA of Nerophis ophidion (straightnose pipefish), 4866 nucleotides long. RefSeq names its product erb-b2 receptor tyrosine kinase 3b (gene erbb3b). Gene Ontology annotation, molecular function: ATP binding; neuregulin binding; neuregulin receptor activity. The coding region runs from base 217 to 4539 and encodes 1440 amino acids. Gene Ontology annotation, cellular component: signaling receptor complex; basal plasma membrane. NCBI's taxonomy places the organism in Eukaryota, Metazoa, Chordata, Actinopteri, Syngnathiformes, Syngnathidae. The record is from RefSeq and is a predicted model, not a curated record. Gene Ontology annotation, biological process: multicellular organism development; protein phosphorylation; nervous system development. The transcript has 27 exons.